This is a messenger RNA of Oppia nitens, 1881 nucleotides long. RefSeq names its product acetylcholinesterase-1-like. Lineage: Eukaryota; Metazoa; Arthropoda; Arachnida; Sarcoptiformes; Oppiidae. The coding region runs from base 1 to 1881 and encodes 626 amino acids. Gene Ontology annotation, molecular function: acetylcholinesterase activity. The transcript has 5 exons. Gene Ontology annotation, cellular component: plasma membrane. Gene Ontology annotation, biological process: acetylcholine catabolic process; choline metabolic process. The record is from RefSeq and is a predicted model, not a curated record.
AUGACCGAGUUUUAUAAAUACCGUAACAAUGAAUGCAUUUGUAAUAAAAUAAUUAAAUGUAGUGUUAAUACCAACAAUAGCGACGGCGACGACAACAACAAUAGCGGCAACAAUACAGUAUAUUAUGUUACGGUAACCGCUGGCGGUCACCGACACAAAACUGGUGGCAACAUAACAUGUUCGCCGAAGACACGGCCAGGUAUCGAGUGUCCCAAUUGUCAUCUGCAAAGAGCGGCCGAUAGGGUUACCGAUGAUGACCAGGAAAUGAAGAUCUGGUGUCGCACCAGUUGGGAGACAACGAAACGCAAGAUCCGCUUAUAUAGGUAUCAUAUUGUGGCCAACUGUCUGAAGCCGGCAUCUCAGGACCCGAGCUUUAGAGGACUAACUUUACAUAUAAAAAAUAGUGUAUUAGAGGAAAAUGUUGACCAAUUUCUAGGUAUACCAUAUGCCGUACCACCGAUUGGUGAGUUAAGGUUUGCUAAACCACUGCCAAUCACUACACCGGCAAAAGAUAUAAUUGAUGCAACAAAAACUAAGUACUGGUGUAUGCAAAGCAUUAAUGAUAAUAUGCGAUCAGUUUAUGGCAUAUUUAAUACUAGUGAAGAUUGUCUGACAUUAAACAUAUGGCGAAAAAACGACAUGAGCUCCACAUUAAAACCAGUUAUGUUUUGGAUACACGGCGGCGGGUUUAUUGCAGGUUCAAGUUUAGCACCCAUUUAUAAUGGAUCAGUACUGGCCAUCAAUGAUGUAGUGGUUGUCUCUGCAAACUACAGAUUAGGGGUAUUCGGGUUUACUUUUGGUGAUCGAGAGGACGCUCCGGGAAACGUUGCUCUGUUUGACCAAUUGUUAGCAUUGAAAUGGGUUAGAGAUAACAUUCAUAAGUUUGGUGGCGAUAGAGAUAGUAUCACUAUAUUUGGUGAAAGUGCCGGCAGUAUGUCUGUAUCGGCACACAUCCUGUCACCGCUAUCUAAGGGAUUAUUUAAGAGAGCUAUUAUGCAAAGCGGCGCACAUAUGUUUAAUAAGGACAGGGAUGUUAUCACUAAAACCGAUGCCAUUCAUUAUGGAAAACAAAUGGCUAAAGAUUUCAAGUGCACCGAUAGUGACAAUUGGAUACAAUGUUUAAGAAAAGUCGAUAAAAAUGAAUUGACAAAAAAGUUUCAGUUAAUUACUAGAGCAGUAGUGGGCACUCAGUUUUUACCACUUUCCACGAGUCAGGCAUUUAAACAAAAUAAGUUUAAUUCAGAAAUUGAUAUAAUUGCUGGCAUUAAUCGCAAUGAGGGACACACCUAUUAUGAGGAACAGUUCACUAUUGAUGUGUUUAUGAAAUAUUUGCAUAAUAUUGACAAAGAAUUUCACGGUUUUGAUCUCCAAAAAGUGGCCGACUUUUAUCUGAUAGGUGUCGACAAAACAAAUUCAGAUUCAUUGAAACGAUCGUUGGAUGAGUUUAUCGGUGAUGCUCUACUCAAGUGUCCGACCUAUUUGUUUGCUAAACAAGUAGCUAAACGUGUGAACAUUGAACAUAAUAAGGCAUUUUUCUAUGAGCUUACAUAUAUGAGCCAGUUUUUCGGUAAAAUAUCUAAUUGUGAGCCCAGUCAAAUUGCUAUUUGUCAUUUAGAGGACCUACCGUUUGUGUUUGGCCUACCAUUGCUAUCACCUGAACUUUAUACACAACAAGACAUAGUGUUCAGCAGACAAGUACAGCAAUUAUGGACUGAUUUUGCAAAGAUUGGUAAACCUCAUCAUCAAUGGCCACAAUUAUUGACAACAAAUACAACAUUUAACAGUAGAGUAAAAGACUUGAAUCCCAUAAAUAAGACUAAAAUAUUUGAUCAUCUCUUUGAUAAAACUUGUGAUACGUUUUGGUAUAAUUAUUAUUUAUAA